AUGGUUUAUCUGUUUGUCAGUAUGGAAAAACUAUAUACAUCAUUCGUCAAAGAAUUGAUACACUUCUCAUGCAAACGCAUAAGAGAUAUGGCUAGUCUCUACAAGUAUGUUGCAAUAACGCAUAUGAGUGUUCAGGUAGGGAGUAACGGCACGAAGCAUUUCGUUAAAGGGACAUAUUCAUCCUUUUCUGACCACGUGGAAAAUGGCAUGAAUAUUCUCCGUAGGCAGGUUAUGGAUAAAUAUGUUAUUAGAACACCAAAAAUUGUUAAUUCUUAUGAUAAAGGAGAUGAUUUUGGUGUAUUAUCGGGAGAAAAAAGAAAACGUGUUGAGUUUGAUUCUACUGAUGUAAUUGCGGACCCUGGAGAACGAAUUGCGAUUGAUGACUAUGAAAUCAAUAUUAGAGAUGAAUAUAGUGUAUCAAAAGAUGCAGGAUUUUGUUUAUGGUGUUAUUUGUUUAAACCGCCAAAACCCAAAUCUCAAGGCGGUCGAGAAGUAUUCACAAAAACAGGAUUCAAUAAUUGGAAGAAUGCAAGAGCUAGUUUGGGAGAACAUGUUGGAAAUGUUGAGAGUGACCACAAUUAUGCUGCGAGAAAAUAUGAAGCAUAUAAAAACCAACGACAAAGUGUGGAGCACAUAUUUACUCACCAUUCUUCUCACGCAGAGGUUGCUUAUCGUACUCGAUUGACAGCAGUAUUGGAUAUUAUUCGAUUCUUACUCAAACAAGGAUUAGCUUUUCGAGGACAUGAUGAGUCGAAUGAUUCAUUGAGUAGAGGCAACUUUCUUGAGUUACUCCAAAGGGAUUGUGGGCAUAAUGAAGAGAUUGCAAAGGUGUUAAAUAUUAAUGCUCCAGGAAACAAUCAGAUGACUGCUCCAAGUAUUCAAAAAGAGAUAGUGAAUGCUUGUGCAGAAGAAGUGAGAGCUACUAUUAUUACAAAUAUUGGAGAUCGUUUUUUCACACUCAUGGUUGACGAAUCCCGCGAUAACUCUGUGAAAGAACAAAUGGCUAUUAUGGUGAGAUAUGUUGACGAUCAUGGAGAAAUCCUUGAGAGGUUUCUUUCAGUUGAGCAUGUAGCAGAUACUUCAUCACAUACUUUAAAGGAAGCUAUUGACAAGUUUUUUGCCAAGUAUGGACUAUCAAUAUCUAGACUGCGAGGACAAGUAUAUGAUGGGGCUUCAAACAUGCGUGGAGAAUUCAACGGUUUAAAGGCUCUCAUACUUAAUGAGAAUCCUUAUGCUAGGUAUGUUCAUUGUUUUGCUCACCAGCUUCAAUUGGUAGUAGUUGCAGUUGCAAAAACAUUACCGAUUGUGGAGAAUUCAUUUAGCUAUUUAUCCAUAAUUGUGAACACUGUUGGAGCUUCCUGUAAAAGAAAACAUGCACUCAGACAAAGCCAACAUGAUCAUAUUGUCACACAAUUAGAAAAUGGUGAAAUCUCUUCGGGAAGAGGGAUGCAUCAAGAGACAAGUCUUGCAAGACCUGGAGACACGAGGUGGGGUUCUCAUUACCAUACGGUACUGCGUAUAUUGGCGAUGUGGCCUUUAGUAAUGGAAGUGCUUGGAAAUGUUCAUGAUGAUGCAAUUGGUUCAAAGGAUAGAGGUGCAGCUUUGGGUUUGCUUGACCGAAUGGAAAAUUUUGAAUUCGUGUUCACCUUGCAUUUGAUGAAAAGAGUAUUGGCAAUUACAAAUGGACUGUCACAAGUUUUGCAAGAGAAAAAUCAAAAUAUUGUGAAUGCUAUGGACAUGAUACAUGCCGUGAAGGUUAAGUUUCAGUCAUUUAAGGAAGAUGGAUGGAAUAAUCUUUUUGAUGAGGUAUGCAAGUUUUGUGUUGAAAAUUUUAUCGACGUGCCUAAUUUGGAAGAUAAUUUGCCGAUCCGUGGUCGAUCAAAACGUGAAGGUCAAAGUAUAACAUAUCUUCACCGUUUUCGUGUGGAAAUUUUUUUUGAGGUUAUUGAUGUGAUUGUGCACGAGAUGAAUAGUCGUUUCUCAGAAGGGAAUAAUGAGUUGCUUUCUUGCAUAAGCUGUCUGGAUCCAAGACAAUCAUUUUCUAGAUUUAAUGCUUUGAAAUUGCGCCGUUUAGCCGAUUUUUAUCCAGAAGAUUUUUCUGCAUUUGAUUUGACGAUGUUAAGCGAUCAGUUGGAUAUAUACAUAUAUGAUGUGAGGCAAAUGGCUGAUUUUGUUGAACUUGUGGGAAUCGGACAACUUGCAAAGAAGCUGGUGGAAACAGAGAAGUACUUGAUUUAUCCUCUUAUUUAUCGAUUGAUAGAAUUAGCAUUGGUUUUACCAGUUGCAACUGCUUCAGUUGAAAGGGCAUUUUCAGCAAUGAAUAUUAUCAAGACUGAUUUGCGUAAUAAAAUGGGGGAUGAAUUUUUGAGCGAUAGUUUAUCAUGUUAUAUUGAAAAGGCAAUUUUUUUUGAAGAUUGA
Messenger RNA from Mercurialis annua (annual mercury), 2418 nucleotides. RefSeq lists its product as uncharacterized. The transcript has 7 exons. The coding region runs from base 1 to 2418 and encodes 805 amino acids. Lineage: Eukaryota; Viridiplantae; Streptophyta; Magnoliopsida; Malpighiales; Euphorbiaceae. Gene Ontology annotation, molecular function: protein dimerization activity. The record is from RefSeq and is a predicted model, not a curated record.